AUGAGUGUGUCACUGGUCGUUAUCCGUCUGGAGCUCGCAGACCAGUCUCUUUCUCCACAGGAUUUCCAAUACACCGCUGGUGAGUUUAAUUAUUUCAGUUUUAAUACUGAAGUCACCAUCUUGCUAGCUACUAGCAGCAGCUAGAUAUAUAGCUAAUUUAACUAGUCCGCAGUGACGUAUGGUGUUUGUUUUUGCACUCUUCCUCACAGGAGUAUUAUUUUAUAGACAACUAGCUAGCUAGCCUAAUACAUUUAAUAUUAUGUGAAGCAGGCAAGAAUAACUAAGUACUUCCGAGUCACGGAUUUUCGGAAAUCCUUCAGAAUAAGAGUUCCGUCCUGUAUACGUUGUAAAUUAAUAAUUAGGGUGAAAAUGAUGUCAAAUGUGCACAAAUAUUGAUAUAGUUUAUACUAGCAUACAAAUAAUAAUUAAAAGUUUAUUUUUUUCAAGUCUGAAUGGUCAACAAUUAUUUUUGUGUGUGUACUCCUAUCAUUUAUUGGACCAUACACAAUUUUCUGUACAUUGUGUCCAGUAAAAGGACCAUUCUACUCAGGAGCACUUGUAGUUUCCAAAUCCAAAGAGUUUACACCCAGAGGAGCGUUGCUGCUAAUUUUGCGGACCUUAAGAGUGGCCAAUCAAUUUAAACCCAAUCUUUACUUUUUUUCACAUUGGAAAUACAAAUUGCUCUUCUUACAAUUUUCUGUAGGUUGCGUCGCAAUAAAGUGUGUGUGUGUGUGUGUGUGUGUGGGGGGGGGGGGGGGGGUCCAUUCUACUCAGUAGCACUUCUACUUUCCAAAUCCACUGAGUUUACAGCCAGAGGAGCGCCAAUCAGCUUUAAUCCAAUAGUUUUUUCAUAUUGGACAUGCAAAAAUAGAAGAUUAGAUUUAAGCUGAUUGGCCACUCUUUUAAGGGCCGCAGUGACGCUCCUCGGAGUGUAAACUCUGUGGAUUUGGAAACGAGAAGUGCCUCUGAGUAGAAUUGGACCCCCCCUUGUACUGCGACACAAUGUACAGACAAUUGUGUACGGUGCAAUAUGUAUGUCCAGUAUGAAAAAACAAUUGGAUUUAAGCCACUCUUUAAGGUCCGCAAAAUGAGCAGCAACGCUCCUCUGGGUGUAAACUCUGUGGAUUUCGAAACUAGAGGUGCUCCUGAGUAGAAUGGAUCCCCCUUUUUACUGCGACAAAAUGUAAAGAAAAUUGCGUACGGUGCAAUAAAUGAUAGGCGUACACACAUAAAAACAUUGUUGACCAUUUAGGCUUGAAAAAAUAAACAAAUACAUCAUAUUUCUUAUAUAAAUACUUUUAAUUAUUAUUUGUAUAAUAACUAGUAUAAAAUAUAUCGAUAAUUGUGCAAAUUUUCAUCCUAAUUAUUAAUUUACAAAAGUAUACAGGACAUGAUUCUUAUUCUGAAGGAUUCCAAAAAAUCUGUGACCUGGAAGUACAUAGUUAUUCUUGCCAGCUUCACAGUGGUAGAACAUAGAGCAGCGGAAUAAUUCAGUUUGAGGAGUCAGGCAACAGCAUCAGAGCAAGUCACUCCCUCCUCUUACCAGCAGAGACCUGCUCAGGUUACUGUUUCUGGAACACAUUUGUAUGAGUAAUUCAGCAAUGAUGGCAAUAGGUAUUGUAUUGAUCCAGAAGUUGAUGCUUUGUGUUUGCCUAUUCACCCUCUUUCUCUCCCCCUCUUGCUCUCUGGCCCUGUAGUUGAGGAUAUGUCAGAGGAGGAUUUGCAGGAGAAAGCUCUGGGCUCAGCCAGGCUCUCUCUGAGUGGGAAGACAGAGCUGGAGAGAGCAGCAGUUCUACAACAGCACAUCGGCAGCAGAGCCAUGGGAGACAUGGUCAUCGAGACCUUCGCACCCAACCUUGGUAAGAAUCAGGGUGUAUAGCUAUAUGGAUGACAUAUUUAAUUAAUGUGAUGCUGUACACGAACCAAUGCAUUAUUAUUUGUUGGCAUGUAAUAAUACUAAUACAUGUGGUGUGUGUGUGUAUAGGGAGAUGGUAUGUGUUAAAAUAUUCUGAGAUUUCAGAAUUACUAACUAAAGAAAAUACAGCUGUGGGUAUCAAUCUCAGUCAGACUUUAUAGGAAUAGAAACUACUAGAAACCUCAAUUUCUCCCCUGUAGAUAAAGAAGAGGGUGCGCAGGCCGAGGGACAGGAGGGUGGAGGAGCCCAGCUCCUAGAGGAUCAACCAGACGGGAGGGGUCCAACUGAGGACACUACUAAGGAGGGCCCUACGGAGGUCAGUGCCGAGGGCACAGAGGCGGCUCCAGACUCGCCCUCCAAGCAGCUUCCAGACCAGAUCUCCUUCUUCAGUGGAAACCCCUCGGUGGAGAUAGCCCACGGCAUCAUGCACCUCUACAAGACCAAGUGAGUCUCUGCUGCUAUACACAACACUGAGUACGUUUACAUGCAGACUAAUAAUUAUAUGUAUGUUCCUAAAAACCAAUGUGGAGGUGGGAGAGGAGGGACAUGAAGCGUGUCACGCGUCAAAUAGAACCAAGUUCUAUUUUAGCGCCUGGCUACGCAGACGCUCGUUGACGCGCCCUAGCAGUUUGGAUGAAAUGAUUGAAUAACAUGUAUAUGUACAUUUAUUUUGCAACGCGAGCGGUGUGGUCAGCAUGUUGCUGUGAGAGAGUGUCUGGCCAAGGUCUGUUGAGGAAGGUGAACAGGUCAUUUGUAAACAUCAUGGAGACCGGGUAGAGAGUAACUGCUACCAGAACGCUCGACCGCAAAGACAACAUUCUAGUCGUCCGUUUGUUCAGAACCUAACAGUGCUCAUUGAGUCUGAACCCAUUGGCUUUAUAUUUCCAUUCAAUAGGCUUGGGCGGUAUCCAGAUUGGGAUAUUCUGUAAUAUCGGCACUGAACACAAGGGGCGCUAUUUUCAAAAGGUUAGCAAUGCUAACAAGUACAUGUAAAAUCCCAUAGCGAAUGCUAGCUACAUGCUAAACAGCGGAUUGCGAACAUUUUAUACAGUCUCUGACAAACUAUUUGCAGGACAGACUUCCCAGCUCAUGAAGUUAUACAAGUAACUAAAAAAGGCUACUCAGUUUGCUGCACACUCAAAAUAAAUAUUAGACAGCAAGGCUCUUGAUCCAGGAGAAGCUUGAUUUUGCAAGCUAACCAGCUAGAUAACUACUAAGUUAGCAAACCAAAUGCACAACUACAGAGCAUUUAGCACAUUUUAAACAGUUAACUUAAUAGUUACAAUAUCUAGCUGGCAAACAAUUAGUUGUGAAUUCCAUACUGUAACUAUGGUACCAAGAUGGCGUAGCAGUGCGGUCGUGUACUCUGUAGUGUGUCCGUGUAAAUAGCCUUUUAUAUAUUUCUCAAUCUCACUUUUCAUCUUUCAACUAAAUAUACUUUCCUGCAACCCACCUCACCCAAUGUGGAACGGAUUCUAUUAUUUCUUAUACCUUUUUAUCUUGAACCUCUGGCUGAAGCUAGCCAGCUAACUAGCUACUUGCUAUUACAUUGUCCGUGGCCUGCACUACCUACCAGCCAGCUCUAGCCUGGACAAUUAUCGGCCAGUCUGCACAGUCUGCACAGAGCGCUAUCGACCCAGAACAUAUCAGAUUUUCUGCCGGAAUCACUGAAUCACUGGACCUUAACACCGGAUCAUCGCAACUAGCUAGCUGCAACCGAAUGGAUGUUGUUGUUGGCUAAUCAACCCCUGUCCCGAAGCAAGCACCAGUUAGCCUUGAGCUAGCCUCGAGCCAGGCCCAUCUCCCGGCUAUCUACCUCUCUGUCAACCGGACGGGACCUCCUAGUGUCGACACGGAGCCCCGCUGAUCCAUCACGACUGGUCUGCCGACGUGAUCGUCUGAUGCGGUUUCAACAGGCUUUCCGUUGCGACAACCAUGAAGAUCCAUCUGCUAGCCCCGGCCCGCUAGCACACGCAAUCAAUAGCCGUGCCUCCUGCUCGCCUGUGCCGUAGCAGCCAUCGAACUGCUCCCAGACUCACCUAUUGCUGUUCACUGGACCUUAUGAUCACUCAGCUACACAGCUGAUGCCUGCUGGACUGUUCCUUUACACGGUACCCCAUCCUGUUUAUCUGUCCUGUUUAUCUGUUUAGCCUCAGCCCAAACUUUCGUCGCCAUUACCAGUUGUUGUCUUAGCUCUCUUGAAUAACACCUGUGAUUGCUUUAUGCCUCUCUCCCAUGUCAAUAUGCCUUGCCUACUGCUGUUUCGGUUAGUUCUUAUUAUACAAUUUCAUUGUAGAGCCCUCAGUCCCGCUCAACCUGCCUCAGAUAGCUCCUUUGUCCCACCCCCCAUACACGCGGAGACCGGCUCAAUUGGUGCCUCCAGUGAUGCUAUCGCUUUCAUCGUUACCCAACGCUUAGGUUUACCUCCACUGUACUCAUAUCCUUCCAUAUCCUUGUCUGUACAUAAUGCCCUGAAUCUAUUCUACAACGCCCGGAAAUCUGCCCCUUUUAUUCUCUGUACCCAACGCACUAGAAGACCAGUUCUUAAAGCCUUUAGCCGUAUCCUUAUUCCUCUCCUCCUCUGUUCAUCUGGUGAUGUAGAGGUUAACCAAGGCCCUGUAGCCCCCAGUAUCACUCCUACUCCCCAGGCGCUAUCAUUUGCUGACUUCUGUAACCGUAAAAGCCUUGGUUUCUUGCAUGUUAACAUCAGAAGCCUCCUCCCUAAGUUUGAGUUAUUCACUGCGUUAGCACACUCCGCAAACCCUGAUGUUCUAGCAGUGUCUGAAUCCUGGCUUAGGAAGGCCACCAAAAACUCUGAAAUGUCCAUCCCCAACUACAACAUUUUCCAUCUAGAUAGAACUGCCAAAGGGGGCAGAGUUGCAAUCUACUGUAGAGAUAGCCUACAGAGCUCUAUCAUACUAUCCAGGUCUGUGCCCAAACAGUUUGAGCUUCUACUUCUAAAAAUCCACCUUUCCAGAAAUAAGUCUCUCACUGUUGCCGCUUGCUACAGACCCCCCUCAGCCCCCAGCUGUGCUCUGGACACCAUAUGUGAUUUGAUUGCUCCCCAUCUAUCCUCAGAGUUCGUACUGCUUGGUGACCUAAACUGGGAUAUGCUUAACACCCCGGCCGCCCUACAAUCUAAACUAGAUGUCCUCAAUCUCACACAAAUUAUCAAGGAACCUACCAGGUACAACCAUAAAUCCGUAAACAUGGGCACCCUCAUAGAUAUCAUCCUGACUAAUUUACCCUCUAAAUACACCUCCGCUGUCUUCAACCAGGAUCUCAGCGAUCACUGCCUCAUUGCCUGCGUCCGUAAUGGGUCCGCGGUCAAACGACCACCCCUCAUCACUGUCAAACGCUCCCUAAAACACUUCAGCGAGGAGGCCUUUCUAAUUGACCUGGCCCAGGUAUCCUGGAUGGAUACUGCCCUUGACCAGCACAAAAACAUCCUGUGGCGUACUGCAUUAGCAUCGAACAGCCCCCGCGAUAUGCAACUUUUCAGGGAAGUCAGGAACCAAUAUACACAAUCAGUUAGGAAAGCAAAGGCUAGCUUUUUCAAACAGAAAUUUGCAUCCUGUAGCACUAACUCCAAAGUGUUUUUUUUUUGUUUGUUUGUUUAGCAGACGCUCUUAUCCAGAGCGACUUACAGUUAGUGAGUGCAUACAUUUUCAUACUGGCCCCCUGUGGGAAACUAACCCACAACCGUGGCGUUGCAAGCGCCAUGCUCUACCAACUGAGCUACAGGGGUUCAUGGAGAAUAAGAGCACCUCCUCCCAGCUGCCCACUGCACUGAGGCUAGGAAACACUGUCACCACUGAUAAAUCUACGAUAAUCGAGAAUUUCAAUAAGCAUUUUGCUACGGCUGGCCAUGCUUUCCACCUGGCUACCCCUACCCCGGCCACCAGCUCUGCAACUUGCCCACCUCUGCCACGCUCAAGGUCCUAAACGAUAUUAUAACCGCGAUCGAUAAAAGACUGUCCAGCCGUCUUCAUCGACGUGGCCAAGGCUUUCGACUCUUUCAAUCACCGCAUUCUUAUCGGCAGACUAAAUAGCCUUGGUUUCUCAAAUUACUGCCUCGCCUGGUUCACCAACUACUUCUCAGAGUUCAAUGUGUCAAAUCGGAGGGCCUGUUGUCUGGACCUCUGGCAGUCUCUAUGGGGGUGCCACAGGGUUCAAUUCUCGGGCCGACUCUAUUCUCUGUGUAUAUCAAUGAUGUCGCUCUUGCUGCUGGUGACUCUCAGAUCCACCUCUACGCAGACGACACCAUUUUGUAUACAUCUGGCCCUUCAUUAGACACUGUGUUAAUAAACCUCCAAACGAGCUUCAAUGCCAUACAACACUCCUUCCGUAGCCUCCAACUGCUCUUAAACGCUAUUAAAACUAAAUGCAUGCUCUUCAAUCGAACGCUGCUUGCACCCGCCCACCCGACUAGAAUCACUACUCUCGGCGGGUCUGACUUAGAAUAUGUGGACAACUACAAAUACCUAGGUGUCUGGUUAGACCGUAAACUCUCCUUCCAGACUCACAUUAAGCAUCUCCAAUCCAAAGUUAAAUCUAGAAUCAGCUUCCUAUUUCGCAACAAAGCCUCCUUCACUCAUGCUGCCAAACAUGCCCUCGUAAAACUGACUAUCCUACCGAUCCUUGACUUCGGCGAUGUCAUUUACAAAAUAGCCUCCAACACUCUAAUCAGCAAAUUGGAUGUAGUCUAUCACAGUGCCAUCCGUUUUGUCACCAAAGCCCCAUAUACUACCCCCCAUUGUGACCUGUACGCUCUCGUUGGCUGGCCCUCAUUACAUAUUAGUCGCCAAACCCACUGGCUCCAGGCCAUCUAUAAAUCACUGCUAGGCAAAUCCCUGCCUUAUCUUAGCUCAUUGGUCACCAUAGCAACACCCACCCGUAGUAUGCGCUCCAGCAGGUAUAUCUCACUGGUCAUCCCCAAAGCCAACACCUCCUUUGGCCGCCAUUCCUUCCAGUUCUCUGCUGCUAAUGAUUGGAACGAACUGCAAAAAUCUCUGAAGCUGGAGACUCUUAUCUCCCUCACUAACUUUAAGCAUCAGUUGUCAGAGCAGCUUACCAAUCACUGCACCUGUACACAGCCCAUCUGUAAUUAGCCCAUCCAACUACCUCAUCACCAUAUUGUUAUUUAUUUUGCUCAUUUGCACCCAAGUAUCUCUUUUUGCACAUCAUCUUCUGCACAUCUAUCACUCCAGUGUUAAUACUAAAUUGUAAUUAUUUUGCACUAUGGCCUAUUUAUUGCCUUACCUCCAUAACUUACUACAUUUGCACACACUGUAUAUAGAUUUUCUAUUGUGUUAUUGACUGUAUGUUUUGUUUAUCCCAUAUGUAACUCUGUGUUGUUGUUGUUUUUAUCGCACUGCUUUGCUUUAUCUUGGCCAGGUCGCAGUUGUAAAUGAGAACUUGUUCUCAACUGGCUUACCUGGUUAAAUAAAGGUGAAAUAUAUAUAUAUAUAAUUUUUUUUAAUGGUUGAAAAACCAUCUGUGGCUAUUUUCAAAUAUCCCCCGGAAUACGUUAUAUCGCCCAAGCCUACCAUGCAGUAGACAUUCUGUACUAUAUCCAGAGCGACUAGAGUAUACCAAAGAUAUUAUAGUUCAUUGAAAAGAUUUCUCACUGGCAUUAUGAGACAAUUUAGUUUCUCCUGACUGUCCCGUCGCAGCAAGAUGACAUCACUGACGGAGGACAUGCGUCGCAGUGCCAUGCUGUGUAUCCUGACGGUCCCCUCCACCAUGACAAGUCACGACCUCAUGAAGUUUGUGGCACCAUUUUAUGAUGUCAUGGAGCACAUGAAGAUCAUACGAGACUCCACCCAUAACCAGUACAUGGUGCUGAUCAAGUUUAGUAGCCAGGUGAGAUUAGUAAGACCAUAGAACACUACUGUUGUUGUAUCUGAAGGUCUGCUUAGAAACUGUUUAUAAUUAUUCACAUUAUUACUCGGUCUCUCUCUGUCUGUCUCUGUCUCCGUCUACCCCUUUCUCUCUCCAGGCUGAUGCAGAUAGUUUCUACACAGCGUGUAAUGGCCGUACUUUCAACUCCAUAGAGGAUGCAGUCUGUCAGCUGGUCUAUGUGGAGAGAGCUGAGGUCAUCAAGUCUGAGCAGGUACAGUAUGUACACCAGUACCUCUAAUGACUGUCUGAGCAGUGCACCUGACAUAGAUUUAAUCAUUUCUCUCUGUUUCUGUCUCUCUCCCUCAGGGCGCCAGUCUUCCAGUGAUGGAGCUGACAGAGCUUCCUAAGUGUACCGUGUGUCUGGAGAGGAUGGACGAGUCAGUGAAUGGGGUUCUCACUACACUCUGUAACCACAGCUUCCACAGCCUGUGUCUGCAACGCUGGGAGGACGCCUCGUGAGUAUAUACCAGCACAUACACACACACUUCAACCUGAUUCGACUCACAGCAUGACCCUGUGUUCAUUUCUCCAUCCUCCCUCUCUCUGGUCAGUGGAUGACCGUCAUGUGCUGCUGUUUUAGUCCUUUUGUGGCACAACAUUUGAGCAAAAUGGCAUUGUGUUUUAGCAUGGGGACAAUAGAAGUGGUACUGUGCAUUUGGUGUUUUCAUGUGUGUGCAUGUGUAAAGGUGUUGACUGGAGUGUACUGACUGUUCUGUUCCAGGUGUCCUGUGUGUCGGUACUGUCAGACCCCAGAGCCUGUAGAGGAGAACAAGUGCUUUGAAUGUGGAGUACAGGAGGUAAACAUUAUUUACACACUAAAAUCAACACUACAUACAUUUGCAGACAUCUACAGGAACUCGUUUACAGUUGCUAAUGUUUUCCCUCCUACGCCCCUCCCCCUGGCUAAUGUUUUCCCUCCUACGCCCCUCCCCCAGGCUAAUGUUUUCCCUUCUACGCCCCUCCCCCUGGCUAAUGUUUUCCCUCCUACGCCCCUCCCCCUGGCUAAUGUUUUCCCUCCUACGCCCCUCCCCCUGGCUAAUGUUUUCCCUCCUACGCCCCUCCCCCUGGCUAAUGUUUUCCCUCCUACGCCCCUCCACCCCAGAACCUUUGGAUCUGUCUGAUCUGUGGUCAUAUCGGCUGUGGUCGCUACGUCAGUCGUCAUGCCUACAAACACUUUGAGGAGACGCAACACACGUACGCCAUGCAGCUCACUAACCACCGUGUCUGGGACUAUGCUGGAGGUACAGGAGACUGUGGAGGGCUAGGGGCAAGAGUACAGGCUUCUGUCUCUAUAUAUAAACUCCAAUGUAUAUAAAACGGGGAUGUGACAAAUAUACAAUUACAUUUUAGUCAUUUAGCAGACGCUCUUAUCCAGAGCGACGUACAUGAGCAAUUAGGGUUAAUUUCCUUGCUCAAGGGCACAGACAGAUUUUUCACCUAGUCGGCUCUGGGAUUCGAACCAGCAACCUUUCGGUUACUGGCCCAACACUCUUAACCGCUAGGCUACCUGCCGCCAAAUCUAUAAUUGUUCUUAACAUUUAAAGUCACAUUUACAUUUUUUUUUCUUUUUUCAACGCUAAGAAAAAAUAUUUAAAUGACUUGAAUUCACAAUUCAGAGAUGAUCCUGCGUAUGACUGCUAGGGGGGAAAAUGCAGUUCAAUCUAUUGCAGUCCUGGCUACCUACCAGACAGCACUCACCUUACUGCUGUCCCCCACCCACUCAGCAACGAUGGUAGUUAAUGCCGUUUUAGGUUCUCUGCACAUAUAAUUAUGGCGCCGGAGGAGAUGGCUGCCGUUCUAUUGUGUGUUUUUUCGCAACUUAUUUUGUACAUUAUGUUUCUGCCACCGUCUCUUAUGACCGAAAAAAGCUUCUGGAUAUCAAAACAGUGAUUACUCACAUCGUACUGGACGAAGAUUUUUUCUUUAACGAGUUGGACACAAAGGAUUUACUUCAGACACCGGACAAGGCCCAAAUCCCCGUCAUUCGCAUGAAGAAGAGACAGAGAUAUAGGGGUCGUAGGUCGGGGUGCCUUGUAAGAAUCCGACGGCGAGUGGGUAACCCGCCUCUACCAUCAGUCCUAUUAGCCAACGUGCAAUCAUUGGCUAAUAAACUGGAUGAGCUCCGAUCAAGACUAUCCUACCAACGGGACAUUCAAAACUGUAAUAUGUUUCACCGAGUCGUGGCUGAACAACGACAUGGAUAACAUACAUCUGGCUGUGUUUUCCGUGCAUCGGCAAGAUAGAACAGCUGCCUCCGGUAAGACAAGGGGUGGCGGUCUGUGUCUAUUUGUCAAUAACAGCUGAUGCACAAAAUCUAAUAUUAAUGAAGUCUCUAGGUUUUGCUCGCCUGAGGUAGAGUAUUUCAUGACAAGCUGUAGACCACACUAUUUACCAAGAUAGUUUUCAUCUAUAUUUUUCGUAGCUGUCUAUUUACCACCACAAACAGAUUCUGGCACUAAGACCGCACUCAACAAGCUGUAUAAGGCCAUAAGCAAACAAGAAAAUGCUCACCCAGAGGCGGCGCUCCUAGACUUUAAUGCAGGGAAACUUAAAUCAGUUUUACCUCAUUUCUACCGGCAUGUUAUAUGUGUAACCAGAGGGAAAAAAACUCUAGACCACCAAAGCUCAUCACUAAGCUAAGGACCUUGGGACUAAACACCUCCCUCUGCAACUGGAUCCUGGACUUCCUGACGGGCCGCCCCCAGGUGGUAAGGGUAGGUAACAACACAUCUGCCACGCUGACCCUCAACACGGGGGCCCCUCAGGGGUGACUGCUCAGUCCCCUCCUGUACUCCCUGUUCACCCAUGACUGCAUGGCCAAGCACGACUCCAACACCAUCAUUAAGUUUGCAGACAACACAACAGUGGUAGGCCUGAUCACCGACAACGAUAAGACGGCCUAUAGGGAGGAGGUCAGAGACCUGGCAGUGUGGUGCCAGGAAAACAACCUCUCCCUCAACGUGAUCAAGACAAAGGAGAUGAUCAUGGACUACAGGAAAAGGAGGGCCGAGCACGCCCCCAUUCUCAUCGACGGGGCAGUAGUGGAGCAAGUUGAGAGCUUCAAGUUUCUUGGUGUCCACAUCACCAACGAACUGUCAUGCUCCAGACAGUCGUGAAGAGUGCACAACAACACCUAUUCUCCCUCAGGAGACUGAAAAGAUUUGGCACAGGUCCUCAGAUCCUCAAAAAGUUAUACAGCUGCACCAUCGAGAGCAUCCUGACUGGUUGCAUCACCGCCUGGUAUGGCAACUGCUCGGCCUCCGACUGCAAGGCACUACAGAGGGUAGUGCGUACGGCCCAGUACAUCACUGGGGCCAAGCUUCCUGCCAUCCAGGACCUCUGUACCAGGCAGUGUCAGAGGAAGGCCCUAAAAAUUGCCAAACACUCCAGCCACCUUAGUCCUAGACUGUUCUCUCUGCUACCGCACGGAAAACGGUACCGGAGCACCAAGUCUAGUUCCAAAAGGCUUAUUAACAGCUUCUAACCCCAAGCCAAAAGACUCCUGAACAGCUAACCAAAUGGCUACCCGGACUAUUUACAUUGACCCCCUACUCUCUGUUAUUAUCUUUGCAUAGUCACUUUACUUCUACCUACAUGUAAAUAUUACCUCAAUUACCUCGACUAACAUCUGCCCCUGCACAUUGACUCUGUACCGGUACCCCCUGUAUAUAGCCUCUUUACUGUGAUUUUAUUGUUGCUCUUUAAUUAUGUUAUUUUUCAAUGUUCUUAUUUUUUUCAUUGUAUUUAUUGUUUACUGAAGUUUAUUUAGUAAAUACUUUCUUAACACUUAUUUUUUCAUAAAACUGCAUUGUUGGUUAAGGGCUUGUAAGUAAGCAUUUCACUGUAAGGUCUACACCUGUUGUAUUCGGCGCAUGUGACAAAUACAAUUUGAUUUGAUGUGUCGCACUUCUCAUCAAUGUGAUGGCUCGUUGCAGUGACGUAUGACAGCGUGUUCAUAGACGUCCAACAAUCUGUUGUUAAUACCACAGAUGGUGUUUGAGAGCUCGCGCUUUGUACUUGCGGAGCAAUCAUUGUACAAUUUCGUCACGGUUUUUUCGACAUUGCAUCUUGUAGUCUGGUUCUAGAUAUGCCAUCAGGGCAGUGAAGCCGAUAUCCUCUACCAUUGACAAUGGCUGCAUAUCAACUGCAAUAAUUUCUGUAAUCAGCGCUGUGAUUUUCUCACUCCGUCCCUUUUAGAUGGUUAAGCAUUGCACCUGUACUGCCACUGUAGCUCAAUUGCACCUUGCAAAGUUUGUAUUUAUUUCACCACCUUCUCAUUUAACUUUCUCAAAGUAUUGCCAUACAGGACUUCGCUGACACAUUUGGUGCGGCUGGUUUCCGGGUUAAGCGAGCAGUGCGGCUUGGCAGGGUCAUGGUUCGGAGGACGCAUGGCUCUCGACCUUCGCCUCUCCCGAGUCCGUACGGGAGUUGCAGCGAUGGGACAAGACUUUAACUAGCAAUUGGAUAUCAAGCAAAAGGGGUAAAAGUACAAAAAUAAAUAAAAAAUAAUACAGAACUAAGCUGCUGUCCCUUCCCUGUCUUACUCUGCCAUUUUUUUCGAACUGUUAACAACGAAGACUACGUGCGACGCGCUUUAUUUCCGCGGCAAAUAAUUUUAAAGAUGCAUAUCUCCUACUAACGUUACAGCAUUGUUGCAUUAGGUAUCUGUUUAAUUUAAAUCCCUUUAUGAUGAUGAUCGGGACCUGUUAGUGGUAGUUUUGUGAUAACUGCACUGUGAUUCUCAUUUAGUAAAAAACUAAAUAAACGUUUUUAGUUUAGGGAUUUUUUUCUAAACGUUAACGAUCCCAAUGUCGUUUAAACGUUCACACCCCUAAUAUAAAACCUUGUGUGUAGCACUGCAACGGUGUUUGACUGAUUGUGUGUGCGUGCGUGUUGUAGAUAACUAUGUGCACAGGCUGGUGGCCAGUAAGACUGAUGGGAAGAUGGUUCAGUACGGGUGUGAAGGAGAAACCUGUCAAGAGGAGAAGAUAGACGCUCUGCAACUAGAGGUCUGUGUGUGUGUGUGUGUGUGUGUGUGUGUGUGUGUGUGUGUUUGACUCCAUAUUUUUCAUUCCAAAAGUGUGACAGCUAUUAGUUAACAUGGCACACUGAAUUACAGCAGAUAUGUCUCAACCAGAAUUAUGUUUCCUCUUCCUGCAGUACUCUUACCUGCUAACGAGUCAGCUGGAGUCCCAGCGCAUUUACUGGGAGAAUAAGAUUGUUCAUCUGGAGAAGGACACAGCGGAGGAGGUAGGAUAAGAAUCAAUGCUGCAUGUCUGAAAUCAUGUCUCUAUCUAUCCAUUCAGCUAAAUACCUGAUUCUGUGUGUGUGUGUGUGUACACGCAUCUGUCCAGCUAAAUGCCUGAUUCAUGUAUGCUUGGUGUGUGUGUGUGUGUGUUUCAGAUCAACAACAUGAAGGCAAAGUUUAAGGAGACCAUAGAUCGCUGUGAUAAUCUGGAGCGUCGGCUGGGAGAGCUGGCCAAGGACAAACAGAGCAUGGACAAGAAGUAGGUGGAUCCUCUCACACUGCAGGAAGCUGUCAAUCAUCCUGACACAGUAGACUGUUAGAAUCUGACUGUGGACAUAGUCAUGUUGUACUGUAGGUUUUUGUAAACUAGUGGGGAGAGAGGUUGUUAACUGCUAUUGAAAAUCUGGGUGUCUCGGUAGCACCAUCUGCAUAUAGGUACAUCUUCCUUGUUCUCUCUCCUCCUCCAGGUAUGGUCAGUUGUCGACCCGUGUGACAAAACUUGGUCAGGAGCUGAAAGAGGAACAGGAAAUGAACCACUGCCUGAGAGACAAUCAGGGUCAGCUACAGGCCCAGCUGGCUGAAGAGGAGCGCAAGGCUAGAGAGACUGGUGAGUCAGGGGGAGGGAGAGACUAAAACCUAAUUCAGGGUGAGACUGGUGAGACAGGGGAAGGGAGAGACUAGAAUCUAAUUCUGGGAAAGGGAGAGACUAGAACCUACUUCUGGGUGAGUCAGUGGGGAGGGAGAGACUAGAACCUAAUUCUGGGCGAGGGAGAGACUAGAACCUAAUUCUGGGUAAGACUGGGGCAGGGAGAGACUAAAACCUAAUUCUGGGUGAGUCAGGGGGAGGGAGAGACUAUAACUUAAUACUGGGUGAGUCGGGAGAGGGAGAGACUAGAACCUAAUUCUGGGUGAGAUUGGUGAGUCGGGGGGAGGGAGAGACUAGAACCUAAUUCUGGGGGAGGGAGAGACUAGAACCUAAUUCUGGGUGAGUCAGGGGGCACGAGAGACUAUAACCUAAUUCUGGGUGGGAGAGACUAGAACCUAAUUCUGGGUGAGUUGGGGGGGAGGGAGAGACUAGAACCUAAUUCUGGGUGAGUCGGGGUGGGAGAGACCAGAACCUACUUCUGGGUGAGUCGGGGAGACUAGAACCCUCCUUUGUGGACAUAGUCUCUAUCUGGGAGUUAAAUGGAUGACAACAUUUCAUCUUAUCUCCUUGAUGCCUUUAAUCUCUCUCUGUCUCUUUCAGGCAAGCGUAAGGAUGGUGUGAUAGCAGAGCUCCAGGAGCAGCUGAGAGAUGUCAUGUUUUAUCUGGAGACCCAGCAGCAGAUAGAAGGUCUGCCUCCAGAGACCAGGACUGAGAUACAGGAAGGACACAUCAACAUCGGCGCAGCUGCCACUCCCGCCUCAGGACCCUCCACCGCCAUAGGCCGAGGCCGCAGGGGG
This is a messenger RNA of Coregonus sp. 'balchen', 14510 nucleotides long. The record is from the annotation of a GenBank genome assembly. Lineage: Eukaryota; Metazoa; Chordata; Actinopteri; Salmoniformes; Salmonidae.